AUGGUGGCAAUGGUGAAUCUCGCUAAUACCAUGGAAGCUAAUGCUGCUACAACUCUGCAAGUUAUGCAGAGAUUGGGCCAACCGAUCGGGAAUGGAAAUGGCAACGGAAACGGCAAAGGGAAUGCCAAUGAUAAUGCUGAGGGUAACAGCGAUAACAUGGGAGGAGUUCCGAUGACCUUGGUGACAUUCCUCAAGGUUCAUCCGCCAACAUUCCGAGGAUCCAUAAAUCCUACUGAAACGGAUCACUGGUUCCAAGCCAUGGAGCGUGCUUUACAGGCGCAACAUGUUCCACACAAUCAGUAUGUCGAGUUUGCCGCUUACCAGCUAGCGGGAGAGGCCCAGCCCUUGUGGCAAGCUGAGUGUCACUUGCUACAGCAACAGAACGCUGAUGUUCUGUGGGAUGUGUUCCGAACGGCCUUUUACAAGAAGUACUUCCCUGAGUCCGCAAGGAAAGCGAAGGAGAUGGAGCUAAUGCGGCUGAAGCAAGGUUCCAUGUCUGUGGCUAAGUACACCAAUAAGUUCAAAGAGCUUUGUAGGUUUUCUAGGGUGUGUCAGGGUGACCCGGAGACUUUCGAGAGUUGGAGAUGUAUUAAGUACCAGAGGGGUUUAAAGGAUAACAUUAUGACUGUUGUGGCUCCUUUGGAGAUCCGUGUCUUCUCUGACUUGGUGAACAAGGCUAGAGUAGUGGAAGAGUAUGCCAAGACCGUGGUGGCAUCCAAGGACACUCAUGGAGGAAGCUCUAGUCGGGGGCGUGGCAAGUUGCUUGGCCACAUUGCAAGGGAUUGCACUCGUGGAAGGAAUCAGAAUGCGGGCCAGAGUCAGCAUCAAGGUCGACUCUUUGCUGUGAAUGCCAAGGAUGCUUCCAAGGCGGAUCCGUUGAUGAGAGGUUAUGUUUGUAGACAAGUAGGUUUCAAGCUUGAGGGUAGAGACUUUGUACACGAUUUGAUCUGUUUACCAAUGGUGGGGCUAGAAAUGAUUUUGGGAUUUGAUUGGUUGUCAAAGAAUCGGGUUUUGUUGGAAGGAGAGAAUGGAGCAGUGGUAGCUACAGGAUAUUACCUGAACUCUAUUCCGGUGGUUAGAGAUUUUCUAGAAGUAUUCCCGAAAGAUAUCCCUGAGUUCCCACCUCAAAGGGAAAUUGAAUUUGCAAUUGAAUUGGUGUCGGGAGCCGGACCAGUGUCGAUUGCGCCAUAUAGAAUGGAUCUGAUAGAGCUGGCAGAAUUAAAGACUCAGUUGGAAGAACUUCUGAACAAGAGGUUCAUUCGACUGAAUGUAUCACCGUGGGGAGCGCCAGUUUUAUUGGUAAAGAAGAAAGAUGGAGGAAUGCGUUUGUGUGUGGAUUACCGACAGUUGAACAAAAUAAGGGUGAAGGAGGAUGAUAUCCCUAAGACUACAUUUAGGACACGCUAUGGACACUACGAGUUUGCGGAACGGAAGUUGUAUGCUAAAUUGUCAAAGUGCGAGUUCUGGAAGGAGGAAGUAAAGUUCUUAGGCCACGUGGUGAGUAAAGGAGGAAUAGCUGUAAAUCCUUCUAAGGUAGAAGCGGUGAUGGAAUGGGAAAGACUGACGACGGUGAUGGAAACGUCGGAGUGUGAAGAGAGUUUUCAGACCUUGAAGCAGAAGUUAACUUUAGCACCUGUUUUAAUCCUACCGGAACUGCAUGAACCGUUUGAAGUAUAUUGUGAUGCUUCUUUGAAGGGUUUGGGUUGCGUGUUGAUGCAACACCAGAACGUGGUGGCUUACACAUCGCGUCAACUAAGACCGCAUGAGGCAAACGUGGUAGCUGAUGCUUUGAGUCGGAAAUCUUUAACAAUUGCUUGGAUGAGAAUCAAGGAAGAAGAGAUAGUGGAUAAGUUUGUGGAUCUUAAGCUGGAUAUUAGUGAAGUGGCCGGAAGAGCAUGUUUGAACCAGUUACAGAUCUCAAGCACGCUUAAAUCAGAAAUACAAAAGGCUCAGCAAGAUGAGCAGAAGCUACAGCAAUUGUUUCAACCAGUUGGUGAUAAGAGGUGUGAGGAAUUCACUAAGGAUGAUGAAGGGUUAUGGAGGUACAAGGGAAGGAUUUGUAUACCGGAUGUUGGGAGUGAAGAACGAAAUUCUGGCAUGAUCUAG
Messenger RNA from Arachis duranensis, 2106 nucleotides. RefSeq lists its product as uncharacterized. The record is from RefSeq and is a predicted model, not a curated record. NCBI's taxonomy places the organism in Eukaryota, Viridiplantae, Streptophyta, Magnoliopsida, Fabales, Fabaceae. The transcript is spliced from 8 exons. Bases 1 to 2106 code for a protein of 701 amino acids.